UUCAGUUUCAGAUGUCCAGUUCGAAUCCAGUCUGGUAAUUCUGGUAUACGGACCAGAUUGUCACAUGACUUGAUAAAAAGAAGAAUCUAUUGAAAUUCAUGGUUUUCUAACUCCUGCACGAAGUGUUAUUCCCUUUCUGAAGACGUGUUCCUGAAGAGAUGUUGAGGAGGGGGCGGGGUUGAGCCGCUCCUUCCAUGGAAUUGAAGCGGAAUAAGAGAGCCCAGCGAUCUCAAUCCCCGAGUCACACUUCGUUGAUGCUUGCAUGCCAACAAGAAGCCAAAGAAGACGUUCGGAAUAUAAUUCAAAGACAGCCAGGCGCAGCUUUACAGAGGGAUCGUACCGGUAAGAAUGCCCUGCAUUAUUGUGCAGAGAAUACGGAUGUGGAUUGCGCCAGUCUUGUUCUUUCCGUCGCUCCUACACUACUUAACGCCCCGGACGAAGAAGGUUACUCUCCUUUGCACCUGGCCGUCAUUAGUGGAAACAAAUCUAUAGUGAAAUACCUUCUAACCAGAGGAGCUGACUGCAGAGCCGUCGACAGUGAAAAGCAUUCUUGUGUACAUUGGGCAACAGUAAGCGGAGACUUGGAGUGCUUAGAUUUACUCAUAAACGCCGGAGCCGAUCCUUCAACGCCGGACAUCCACGGAGCUUACCCAGUGCAUUACGCAGCCCAGAUGUGUGGUCCUAACAGUGAGAUGGGGAAUGAUGUGCGCGUGGGGCUGGCAGUCCUCACUAAAUUACUUUCGAGGGGCGUGGACGUAUCAUGCGUGGACCGUGACGGUCGUCCACCCCUGCUCUGGGCUGCAAGCGGAGAGACCAGAGCUAGUAAAACGUACUGUCCUUCAGGGAGCAGCGACGCCAUCUUGGCUCUCGUCAAAUCAGGAGCAGAUGUCAAUGCAGCAGAUCGAGAUGGCUUGACAGCUCUCCACUGUGCAGCCAGCAGAGGUCAUGUAGAUUGUCUUGAGACCUUACUCACUCUAUGUGGAGCCGAAAUUGACAGAGUAGAUGACAAUGGUUGUACAGCCCUGUUUUACGCUGUCACUCUUGGACAUGCCGACUGCACAAACCUUCUCCUGAGUUUUGGGUCCAAUCCAGACAAGCAAGAUCACAAGGGAAGAACACCGGCUCAUUGUGGAGCAUCCAAAGGCCAAUUAGAAACUCUGAAGAUUUUAACUCAUCACAAGGCUAAUUUGUGGCUGAGGAAUUCCAAGGGAGAUAUGCCUUUACAUGAAGCAGUGCAGUCCGGUAGAAAAGAUUUGGUUGAAUGGUUGCUCCAGCAACACAAAGGCUCUGUCAAUGUGUCCAAUGCUAAUGGAAGAACGCCUUUACAUAUAGCAGCCAUCACAAAUAAUGUUGAUAUGUGCAAGGUGCUAAUGGAUUAUGGAGCUUUUAUCAAUCCAAUUAUGAGAAAUUCAAAGGGGCAACAAAUGACACCCCUUGAUGCUGCACUACAUCGAGGCAACAGAGGUUGUGCGAAGUACCUUAAUUUACAUGGAGCUUUGCCUGCUAGCAAGCUGCUGGAGAAAAGAGAAUACAACAGAUUUACAGAAACUCAUCUUUCUGAAACUCUGGAACUUAGCCCAAACACGAGACAAAGGUUGCUACGAGAUACUUCUGCACAAACGGAACCUCAGUUGCGAGACGUAGAUAUUCAGGCUGUAGUAGAGCAAAGAAACGUGGGAGCAGUAGCAGACUUGACUCGUGGCCAGACGCCCAUAAAUUCCAAGUCAUCUUGUGCAUCAACAAGUAUUCGCUGUGCAGGAGAGGAUGGAUCAGGGAAACCUAUCAUUGCCAAAGUUUAUGUUCACACCAAGCGUUCAAAGAUUAGAAGGUUGACUAGAAAACCUACUGCAUACAGGCGAGAUUAUCAAGGAGAGAAGUUGUGCACCCGUCAGCAACAAAGACUAAACUCUAAUGCCCAAAACAUGGAAAAUGGGUCUUCCAAUGAUAAAAAUGAUACAGAAACUCCACGCGAAACAGAUCUUGAAAAAGAUGUUUCGAGUCGUAAAGCCUCUCAACCAACGCUGUACGAAAAGCUUGAGGAAACAGCUAAAGAAGAAGUUCCACAAUUGAGUUCCGAAGAAAAAGAAUUCAGACCAGAAACAUCGGAACAAAAUGGUUACACUAAAAUGCAUCAAUGCAGCUGCUAUUCAAAACAUGAAGUAGGAACAGAGACUUGUGAUUGUGAUUGCCAUGUUGCAGAAGAGAGAUUAAAGCAGCUCUCUGUAGAGCAAAACAGAAGAUCUUUGCGAGCUAAAGACUAUGAUACGGAGAAUCAUUCACCUAUGUCUAGCAUUCGAAGUUUUGAAUCAACAAUCAAAGAUUCUGGUUUCAGUGAUGAUGUGGAUCGUGGACAUCGCGAAGAAAUGUCUUCCUCUGAUGACGAUAGAGGAGGACAUUCGGACUCAGAAACCAGAACUGGGAAAAGAAAAAGACGACAUAUUGCUCGAUAUGUGGUUAGUAGCGGAGCAGCAGAAACGUUUCGUUUGGAAGAUGAAGAAGAUGAAGCCCAUAAAACAAUCAUCAAACCUCGUUCUUCGAGUUUACCUCAUCUUCGUAAGAAAGAUAACAAAUUUGAAACUUGCCCAAGAUUGCUAAACAGGCCUACCAUUACAAAAGAAGUUCAAAAGAGUUUAAAAAAGUAUCAAAUGGAGCGUCGUUUGUUCUACGAGCUGCAAGAACUGAAGAGGAAACAGAUUACGACAACGCCACACGAGGAAAAAGAAAUGGUCACAAAAAUGGUGGAAAGAUUUCGAAAUUAUGUUCUCUCUCCUCCGUUGUCCGAUUAUCAAGGCCCUCUCACGUUCAGGUCCUUCGAAAAAUAUCUUUACGAACAAUUAAGGAAGUUGUCUAUGGGAGGAAAAAUCCCCAAACCAAAGACAAACACCAAAGAUAUUUCAGAAAGAACAUAUGUAGGACCAAUAACAAAAAAUGAUACGAAUGUUAAUCAUGUACUUUGCAUGUGUGAUACGCACAAAUGUCAUCAUACCGCACAACAGCAUUCAGAUCUGAUGUCAGACAGACAAUACUACACUCGUAUCCCAUCAUUGCCUGAAAUUGCCCGUAGGACUGAUGAGAGGAAAGGACCACAAUCAAGAAUACUAGUGAAUCGCUCUAAAAGCUGGGAUAGAUUAGAAGAUGGUUCCACAAAUAAUUCCACAUUUUCUCCAUGCCCCGGUAAACUUGGAAAUAUUCAUACUUCAAACAGUCUACCUGCCUUAUCCAAUCCUUUUCCUAGGAGGGUUCCUGCUGCUCUUCUGGCGGCUAUCAGCGAAAGACUUGGCCCAGAUGUCCAUCCGGAUGAUACCAUUGUAGUAGAGAUGUCAGCAGAUAACGUCACAUCGAAAAUGAGACACGCUUUCACUGUUCAAGAAAUGAAAGAAGUGGUCUCGAGGUAUGAAGAACAGGCUGGACGCAAAGUGAAACCUGUACCUCUAGAAACUGUUCUGGACCCAGAUGACGAUGGCCCAAUUACAUUCGAGAUCAGACAUGGAAAAGAAAGAAAUAUCUUUAGAUUACCUGCUGGCAAGUUAAAGGACAACAAAAAAUGGCAAGUUACAUUUACCAUUGGUAAAUGGCAGAAGGAUACGAGAUCGCUUCAUGCCAAGUAGCUGUAGUUUUUAAGCUUUUUGAAGUUUUUAUUCUGCUCUUUGCGACCGAAGACAAUUUUUUGAGCGUUUUCAGGUGAUAAUUUUUUAAGUACUAUUCCAUGUGAUAACUGAGAACUUGCUUAUAAAAGAAAUCAGCCCUUCGCUUUUCAGUGUAUAAAUGUUAGCUUCUUUAAAUGUACAAACAUUUACAUCCCUUCCCUAUCUUGAAGUUGUAUCUAUCGCGCUUUAAUAAAGUAAUGAACGAUU
Messenger RNA from Stegodyphus dumicola, 3854 nucleotides. RefSeq lists its product as uncharacterized. The record is from RefSeq and is a predicted model, not a curated record. NCBI's taxonomy places the organism in Eukaryota, Metazoa, Arthropoda, Arachnida, Araneae, Eresidae. Gene Ontology annotation, molecular function: protein binding.